This is a messenger RNA of Lachancea thermotolerans CBS 6340, 870 nucleotides long. It is a transcript of the gene NSE1, whose product is annotated as Smc5-Smc6 complex subunit NSE1. The transcript has a single exon. The coding region runs from base 1 to 870 and encodes 289 amino acids. Gene Ontology annotation, cellular component: nucleus; Smc5-Smc6 complex. Lineage: Eukaryota; Fungi; Ascomycota; Saccharomycetes; Saccharomycetales; Saccharomycetaceae. Gene Ontology annotation, biological process: double-strand break repair via homologous recombination; DNA damage tolerance. The record is from RefSeq and is a predicted model, not a curated record. Gene Ontology annotation, molecular function: ubiquitin-protein transferase activity.
AUGGAAGUAGACGCAGUCCGGGAGGAAUCUGGAGGCGAUGAAGCGCAAUUGAGCUACGAAGAUAAGGGAAAGUUCUUACUACAGUACGUAUUGAGCCGACGCGGCGUGUGCAGCGAAAAGGCGCUUGCCAAAGCACUCAAGACUCUGGAGCGCGACGGCGAACAGCUGGAGGAUAGCGAGACCGAGGCACAGGUCGUGAAAAUGGUAGGAAGACUUAACGUCAGGCUAAGCGCCUUGGACUACAAGCUGGUGCGACAGCGGGACCAGCUUGGCGCAUGGAUGUACGCGUAUGUUGACGUUUCACCGUCGGGGGACACCAAGCUUGCCACGCCGCUCACCAUCGAGGAGCUCAAGUACGUGCAGUGGUGCGUGCGCGAAAUGCUCGAGGCCGGGCAGGAAGUCGCGGAGGCGCGGGGCGCCAAGAGCGCGGUAGAACGGUCGGUGGACGAGGCGCUUGUGCAGUCAGGCAGCGGGCGGGACGAACUGAGCGCGGAGUUCGACUCGAAAUCGCUACGGUUUCGCGUGAGUUACACGGCCGGCGCACGCCAGCUAUUCCAGUUCGACGAUCUGGGACCACUGGAAACAGAGCGGCUGCUGACGCGACUGUGCCAGCUGCGCUGGUUUUACCGGACGAACGAGGGCCACUUUGGGCUAGCCACGCGCGCUCUCUCAGAGUUGCAAGAGUACUUGCGCACACAAUACACGGUUCCAGUAUGCACUGUGUGCGACGAGGUCGCACUCCGGGGCGUCAAGUGUCAGUGCGCCGAGGGUGCGUGGCACGCACCCUGCUUCCAGCACUACGUUGCACACGUCAGCAACGCGUGUGCGCGUUGUGAGCGGCCUGUGCUAGAGGCCAUCUACAUGGCCUGA